Molecule: messenger RNA, 648 nt
Organism: Closterium sp. Naga37s-1
Lineage: Eukaryota; Viridiplantae; Streptophyta; Zygnematophyceae; Desmidiales; Closteriaceae
Source: the annotation of a GenBank genome assembly
AUGGCCACCGCUGUCGGCUGCCUAAUACCAGGCUUGCCGGACGACGUGGCACUGUCAUGCUUGGCUCGCGUGCCACGUGGCCUCUAUGGGUCGCUCAAGCUGGUCUGUAGGAGUUGGCGCGCCGCAAUCGAAGGGUCCGAGCUGUACACGCAACGGAGUCACCUGGGCGCCACGGAGAGCUGGCUGCACCUCAUCCCUCUGCGCAGCCCUCUCUGGUUCGCCUACUCGCCAGUGCUGUCGCGGUGGUUCAUCCUGCCAUGGCGCGGGCCUCGCUUCGUGCGCUGUGUGGAGGUGGUGGGUCGCUACCUCCUCGCCUUCGGCACCGAUGAUGACUCGGGGGGCUCCUACCCCUUCUGCCACGUCAACAAGGUGGCAGUGUUUGACUCGUCCACUGGUCGUUGGAGCGACGGCCCUCCUUUUCCACGUCAGCUGAAGCUGAGCGACGCGAUUGGUGCGCACGGGAAGGUGGUGCUGUUCUCGUCGGUGAUUGGUCGUCAUGGCUUUUCACGUGAGUACCACCAGUUAAUAGAAAUCACCAACAAGUGGGCAUGGACAGAGCUCCCUCCCCCUCAUGCCCUGCCUGGUACAGCACUGCUCCUCCAUUCACCCACUGUCUCCUCCCUCGUUCCGGGUGCAUCCGUCCUCUGA